Pangasianodon hypophthalmus (striped catfish) is the source of this 2169-nucleotide messenger RNA. RefSeq names its product fibroblast growth factor 10a (gene fgf10a). The record is from RefSeq and is a predicted model, not a curated record. Bases 774 to 1388 code for a protein of 204 amino acids. Gene Ontology annotation, cellular component: cytoplasm. Gene Ontology annotation, molecular function: type 2 fibroblast growth factor receptor binding; chemoattractant activity; growth factor activity. NCBI's taxonomy places the organism in Eukaryota, Metazoa, Chordata, Actinopteri, Siluriformes, Pangasiidae. The transcript is spliced from 3 exons. Gene Ontology annotation, biological process: wound healing; positive regulation of epithelial cell proliferation; positive regulation of canonical Wnt signaling pathway.
AGAGAGAGAGAGGGAGUGAGUGCACAAGACAGCAACUGGAAGAAAGAAAGCGAGACAGAUAGGAGAAGAGCGGGAAAAAAAAAAUCGUUCUGACACACACGCACACACACACACCCACACGCAAACACACAGAUCUUCAAAGCCAAGGGCUUUUCAUAGACUGCCUAUUAGCUAAAGAGAUUACAUCUGGGGCCCUGCUCUAAAUAAAUAAGGUGAGAAGAGUGGCAGAGCUCAGUCACUUCAGAGGGAGAGAUCCAUCCCGCUCCACUUCAGGACCCACAACUUCAACUUCGGUAAAGAGCAGGACACACAGGAGGGACUCUUCACACAGAGAAGAGGAAAGGAGUGGAAGAGGCACACUCUGGUCUCUUUCACUGCCCACACAGACUCACUUGCAGAGGGACCAGGGAUUACACGAGUUUUGGAUUCUCCCAUCUUCUGUCAAGAACAGAUCUGUAAUUCCUGAGUCAAAUUCAAUUUGGACUUUUUUUUUUCUCCAAAGAACAUUUUUCUUCUCUCUGCUUUUUCAAAGGUUGACUGGAGCUCUUUGACGGACACUGCGGGUCCGUCUCCAAGGGCAAGAGGGUGAGUGAACCGAGUUAUGGAUGUUGACACCUUCCUUUCGGACACGAAGGGAACCAGGUCCAGAGUAGGAAUUGACAUUUACGGCGGACGCUCGGGGCUCUGCCCCCUGGCCUCUUCCCUUCUCCCAGGCAGCUCUCCAGCAUGUACCUUUCUGUGAGGCUCUUCCCAGUCCUCCACCCUCCAGUACAAUGUGCACAUGGGAAGUGACUAAGAGUGCCGCAACCUGGGUUCGUGUGUCCUAUCUGUCCUCGCUGCUGCUGCUGCUCGUGCUCGCGAUCUCGGCUCUGCCCGUGGCGUGCCACGAUGCCCGCAGGGCCGCACGUAACUCCAGGGUGGCCAACAACUCGUCUUCAACCGCAGUGGUGGUGGGCCGGCACGUCCGCAGCUACAGCCACCUCACAGGAGAUGUGCGCCGCAGGAAGCUCUUCUCCUACCAGAAGUUUUUUCUCAGGAUUGAUAAGAACGGCACUGUCAAUGGCACCAAGACCAAGGACGAUCCGUUCAGUAUACUCGAAAUCAAGUCUGUGGAUGUUGGCAUUGUGGCAAUUAAAGGCCUCAAUAGCAACUAUUACCUUGCGAUCAACAAGAAAGGGGUGGUGUAUGGAGCGAAGGAGUACGGCACUGACUGCAAGCUGAUAGAGCGGAUCGAGGAGAACCGGUACAACACGUACGCCUCGGCAGAGUGGAAGAACAAGAAGAAGCACAUGUUCGUGGGUCUGAGCGCCAAUGGCAAGCCAAUGAGGGCCAAGAAGACACGGAGAAAAAACACAGCCACACACUUCCUGCCCAUUCCCAUCCCAUAGGGCCUGUACAUGGGAAGCGUUCACUGCACUGAGGAAACACUUGGAACUUUUUUCUACAGUAUCAAGAGACGUCUUUGGAAGGACAGCACUAUGUACAGUAACUGAGCGGAACUCUUUGCUGAUAUAUAUAUAUAUAUAUAUAUAUAUAUAUAUAUAUAUAUAUAUGUUUAAAUUAUUGGCACCUGAGAUAAUAUGAGACACCAAAAUCCUUUGACGAUAUGAUGGACCAGAAAGGAUAAAAGGACAACAAGGCAAGGCCAUGCCCCCUUCCCGCCUCCCUAACGGCCUAAAGAGACAUUUCACAGAGCGUAUCACAUGUAUUGUGUAUUUGUGUAUGUGUGUGUGUGUGUGUGUGUGUGUGCGAACUUCGGACACAGUUAUUUAUGCUAUACUAACUUGUAUAGUAUGCUAUACUGACUUUCCUAACGGACUCUCUGUGCUCUGUCCGCGAAUGCAAACACAUACGGAACAGGGGUUGAGACGGAGGGACGGCGUUCGAACAGCUGGACUUAGCCAAGCAUAGCAUAAACAAGUCUAACAAAAUCCUUAUUAACAUGCAAAGCCACUGUAUUUGAUAGCUCCAUUCUUUACCUGACUGCUUUGGAAUAAAUUAUUUAUUUUAUGUAAUAUUUAAAGGGAUACAAAGACAAAAAAUAUGAAAUGGACAUUUUUUAUCAUUUAUGCUCCUCUUUUAAAAGCUAUUCUAUCGGUAAAACAUGAAUAAAUGAAUAAAUGAAUAAAUAAAUGAAUAAAUAAAUAAAUAAAUAAAUUUCUGUUUACU